AACCCGCACACCAAUGAAGCCACGCACCGCUUAUCAAAUACGACGUCUUGGAAACUGCACUUCAGCUGAUUGCGCGCGCAGUACAUAAGACCACCGGCCGACGCCGACUAGCACGCACUCGACCAACGCGGAGCUGGGUGAGCAUUUGUAGGAAGCCACUUGUGCCAGUCAUGCAUCAUAAACUUAUGCUGCCCGUUUUUGUGGCAUUUGUCGUUGCUGUUGCGGUGGUCUCGGUGGUCAAUGCUCAGAAAUCAGAGGACUGCCCUGUCGUGGAUGACAAGGGGGCCAACGCCACUUACCUGCCGAACCCGUACAACUGCACCACGUACUACGUGUGUUCUCAGGGCAUCCCAAUCUUGAAGGCAUGCAACCAUAAUCUGCGUUUCAACCGUGCACUGAACGUGUGUGACCACGCGUGGAAUACUCCCUGCAUCGAGCUCCCUCUCCCCGCACCCAAAGACCCGUCAGCUGAAGCACCCGUGGUGACCGAGCCCGUCUUAGCCGAGCCCACGGUAACCAAGAAAGUCAUCAUCACGAAAACUGUCAAGGAGAUCUACAAGCCCGUCGACUAACCAGCAUUGUAAACAAUAAAGCUUCGGCGCAUGAAA
Dermacentor albipictus is the source of this 608-nucleotide messenger RNA. RefSeq lists its product as uncharacterized. Lineage: Eukaryota; Metazoa; Arthropoda; Arachnida; Ixodida; Ixodidae. The record is from RefSeq and is a predicted model, not a curated record. Gene Ontology annotation, cellular component: extracellular region. Gene Ontology annotation, molecular function: chitin binding.